This is a messenger RNA of Mandrillus leucophaeus (drill), 1027 nucleotides long. It is a transcript of the gene GNGT2, whose product is annotated as guanine nucleotide binding protein (G protein), gamma transducing activity polypeptide 2. The transcript has 4 exons. Bases 307 to 516 code for a protein of 69 amino acids. Gene Ontology annotation, biological process: G protein-coupled receptor signaling pathway. Gene Ontology annotation, molecular function: G-protein beta-subunit binding. The record is from RefSeq and is a predicted model, not a curated record. Gene Ontology annotation, cellular component: heterotrimeric G-protein complex. NCBI's taxonomy places the organism in Eukaryota, Metazoa, Chordata, Mammalia, Primates, Cercopithecidae.
UGAAGAGUGAGCUAGCAGAACUUCGUAAGGUGAAACAGUGGGGAUCCAAUGGGCGCACAAGGCACCUUGGUUAGGGAGGUUAGGGGCCGGUCUAGGACUUGCCGCAGGAGGAAGGACAGCCUCAGAGCAUGCUCAGAGGUGGGAAGGGAAGGAGGAGAAAGCAAGCAAAAGGGGGCCAUCUGCUUUAUCUGAAGAUUUUCAGCUGAUGAAGAACUAGGAGGCUCAAACACUAUCUUACCUGAGUCCAGGACAAGUGACUUGGAAAGUGUGCUCUUCUGUGGCAGGAUCAGGUCUGUCUAGGGCAGGAUGGCCCAGGAUCUCAGCGAGAAGGAUCUGUUGAAGAUGGAGGUGGAGCAGCUAAAGAAGGAAGUGAAAAACACAAGAAUUCCGAUUUCCAAAGCGGGAAAGGAAAUCAAGGAGUAUGUGGAGGCCCAAGCAGGAAACGACCCUUUUCUCAAAGGGAUCCCUGAGGACAAGAAUCCCUUCAAAGAGAAAGGCGGCUGUCUGAUAAGCUGAUGGCACGGAGCCCCGCCCUGAGUGUCUGUCCCUCUUCAGCCAAGCCCAAGUCUCCUAGACCCCCAGUGAGCCAAUGAAGUGUCACCUUCUCUUCAUCACAGAAUGAGUAAAGAUCCCUGAACAAAUGCAUUGUGAACCCAUUCCCCACUCCCACUUUCCACUCUUUUCUCCCAUUAUUUCCUCCAUCUGCUGGGUCUCUGCUGACUUUGCUGGAACACUCUGAGGACAGUGUGGCUGGCCAAGCAGUUGGCCCCAGGGGUGGUGGGGUGUGAGGAGCCUACGAUACCACGAGACCCCAGAGGGCAGUCCUUAGGAAGCAUUUACACCACCUUAGAACCCCUCCGUCUUUUCCCUCCACUCUCUUCCUAGGAAAAAAGCAUUUCCACGCCAGAUUAGUUUGGGUUGGGGGCGGUCCUGUCCCCCCAUAUCAUGUCCUACCCUGUGAUCCUGUUCCUAGUCAUUUAGAUCACCCCAGAUGGCCUGAUGACAACAGGAGUUUGUGAAGUUAUGA